Molecule: messenger RNA, 1234 nt
Organism: Camelina sativa (false flax)
Lineage: Eukaryota; Viridiplantae; Streptophyta; Magnoliopsida; Brassicales; Brassicaceae
Source: RefSeq, a predicted model, not a curated record
UAUUAUGUCGUGUACAUGUAAACCCCGUGAUAUAUUCUUUAUUUCGUUUUCGACGUAAAUUCUGAAUUUCGUUACGAACGGUAACCUAGUGUUGAGUUUGUCAAAGAAAAAAAAAAACCAAUUCGUGUAGAGUUUGCCAAGAAAAGUCAACAACGUGGCAAAAUAAGCAAUUUACACUAUAGUUAAUUGCACUCGGAUUUAAUUGGUUUGUUCUUGGACUUUUUGUUUUUGUUUUUUUGGGUAGAAGAACCAGCGAAAAUGAAAGUAUAAUUAGACCGAUUAUCUACGUGUGGCUGUAGAGUGAGAAAAGCAAAGACCACUAACAGUUGAGAGAAGGAACGUGUGGUUGUAUGGGCUGCUCUGUCUCGAAGAAGAAGAAGAAGAAUGCAAUGCGCCCGCCGGGAUAUGAGGAUCCCGACCUUCUUGCCUCCGUUACACCAUUUAUGGUAGCAGAAGUGGAAGCUUUGUAUGAACUGUUCAAGAAGCUAAGCAGCUCAAUUAUCGAUGACGGUCUUAUUCAUAAGGAAGAGUUUCAGCUGGCUUUGUUCAGAAAUAGGAACCGGAGGAAUCUCUUCGCUGAUCGGAUAUAUGAUGUAUUUGAUGUGAAGCGAAAUGGAGUGAUCAAGUUCGGGGAAUUUGUCCGGUCUUUCGGUGUUUUUCAUCCAAGCGCACCGGUCCAUGACAAAAUCAAAUUUGCUUUUAAAUUAUACGAUUUACGACAAACUGGAUUCAUCGAGCGAGAAGAAUUGAAAGAGAUGGUUAUUGCGCUACUUCAUGAAUCUGAACUAGUUGUUUCCGAAGAUAUGAUCGAAGUAAUGGUAGAUAAGGCUUUUGUUCAAGCAGACAGUAAAAACGACGGAAGAAUUGAUAUAGAUGAAUGGACAGAUUUUGUAUCCUUGAAUCCGUCGCUCAUCAAGAACAUGACUUUGCCAUAUCUAAAGGACAUAAAGGGAACUUUUCCAAGUUUUGUUUCAUCUUGUGAAGACGAAGACUUGGAGUUGCAAAAGCUAUAUUUCUAAGAUAAUCCAUGCAAGGAAGAUAAAAGGCCAUCCUUGUCUCCUUCGUCACUGUUUUUUCAUUUUACAUUUCACAUUUUUGUACAAAAUCUUAGAUAAGAUGAUAGAUAUAUAUAAGUUAGAAUUUGAAAAUGGCUGUUUAGGCAGGUCUUGGUAAGGAUCUUGGACUUGCCUUGUGUAUAUGCAUACUAUGCUAGAUUUAGUACUACCGACUACGU